AUGGAAUAUCAGAAAGCCUGUAGCAUAACAUUGGCCGAAGGACUCGAUCUCGAGCUGGUCAAGAUCUGGGAUCCGGCGACCGGCCAGUGCGUGCCGACGCUCGAGGGCCAUAGCUGCUCGGUCAGCUCCGUGGCUUGGUCGCCCGAUGCGACGCGGCUGGCGUCGGCGUCCUACGACAAGACCGUCAAGAUUUGGGAUCCGGCGACCAGCCAGUGCGUGUCGAUGGUCGAGUUUGGCGGAGUCUAUGAUCUCCACUUUCAUGAAUCUAACUCGAACCUUUUGCAUACUAAUCCUGGCACAUUCGACAUACGAACUCCCACAAUUUCUACAGUUUUAGGCUUUGCUUCUGCUGAUUGUUCAUCACCGAUCGCUAUGGGUUAUGGCUUGAGCAGCAAUGGUGCCUGGAUUACGUAUAAAGGAGAAAACCUGCUGUGGCUGCCGCCUGAGUAUCGGCCAUCAUCUUCUGCUAUAUCUGGAACGACUGUGUCAAUUGGCUGUUCUUCAGGCCGCAUUUUAGUCUUCAUGUUCACAGACAGCAGUUCGAUUCAGUAG
Molecule: messenger RNA, 552 nt
Organism: Parathielavia appendiculata
Lineage: Eukaryota; Fungi; Ascomycota; Sordariomycetes; Sordariales; Chaetomiaceae
Product: WD40 repeat-like protein
Exons: 1
Coding region: 1-552 (183 amino acids)
Molecular function (GO): protein binding
Source: RefSeq, a predicted model, not a curated record